Messenger RNA from Limulus polyphemus (Atlantic horseshoe crab), 3597 nucleotides. RefSeq names its product WD repeat-containing protein 82-like (gene Wdr82). Gene Ontology annotation, cellular component: Set1C/COMPASS complex. The transcript is spliced from 9 exons. Gene Ontology annotation, molecular function: chromatin binding; protein binding. Lineage: Eukaryota; Metazoa; Arthropoda; Merostomata; Xiphosura; Limulidae. The record is from RefSeq and is a predicted model, not a curated record. The coding region runs from base 121 to 1068 and encodes 315 amino acids.
CCCGCACAAUGAGUAAAAAGUUUGUAUGUGUUAAGCACAUAACACUGAUGUAAUUUUUUUAAACAUCAUACUAAUGAUAUUUCAUUUUACACUCUGUAGUAUUUACAUAGAUUUCUUAACAUGAAGCUUGUUGAUCAUGUUGUGCAAAGUUUCUGCGUCGCCAAAGUAUUCAGAGAAAAUACUGAUCGUAUCAAUAGCAUUGAUUUCUCGGCAAAUGGUGAAACACUGAUUUCGAGCAGCGAAGACGACUCCAUUGUAAUUUACGAUUGUGAAAAGGGAACGCACAAGAAGACCCUGAACAGCAAAAAAUAUGGAGUUGAUCUCAUUCAUUACACACAUGCUCCUAACACAGCAGUGCAUAGUUCAACUAAAGUGGAUGACACUAUUCGAUAUCUUUCCCUCCAUGACAACAAAUAUAUUCGGUACUUUCCAGGUCACACAAAAAAAGUUGUGACGUUGUGUAUGUCGCCUGUUGAUGACAGUUUCUUGUCAGGGUCUCUUGAUAAAUCAAUUCGACUGUGGGAUCUGCGCUCCCCAGGAUGUCAGGGUGUAAUGCACUUGACUGGUAGACCUGUGGCAAACUUUGACCCUGAAGGACUAAUUUUUGCUGUUGGUGUUAAUUCACAAUCAGUGAAAUUAUAUGAUCUGAGAUCUUAUGAAAAGGGUCCAUUCAAUAGCUUUAAGCUUCCACAAGACAAAGAUUGUGAUUGGACAGGUCUUAAGUUCAGCCCUGAUGGGAAGAUGAUUCUUAUAUCCACUAAUGGGCAGGUCAUACAUUUAAUAGAUGCUUUCCAAGGAAAACCACUCCAAACAUUAAUGGGUCACAUUAACAACAAAGGGCUUCCAUUAGAAGCUUCCUUCAGCCCAGAUUCUCAGUUCGUGUUUAGUGGAUCCACCGAUGGUAGAAUCCAUGUAUGGAGUGCUAAAACAGGUGUUAAAACAGCAGUUCUCAACUGUGAUCAUACAGGCCCUGUUCAGUGUGCUCAGUUUAACCCAAAAUAUAUGAUGUUAGCAUCUGCCUGUACAAAUAUGGCUUUCUGGCUGCCCAAUAUAGAUGAAGAAAUGUGACAAAAAAUAAAGAACUUUCUUGUACAGUCCCAUAGAACACCUGAAACACAAGAAACCCACCAGUUUAAAUGAAUAUAUCCUUACUCUGGUGGCAAAUAAUAUAACUAAAACCUUUACUUGAAGUCUGGCAUUGAAUAGGAAAAUAAAACUAUAAUCCCAGUUGUGGAAUCCUUUCAAGGCUUCAGUUUAGGCGUAUCAGUGAUGUUAUUUUACUGUCAUCAAAAACAUUUGCAUAUAUAUGACCAAGCCAUUUUUUAUUUCUUGUGUGUUUCAGCAUUUUUGUCACCUCUUCACCAUUUUUAUAAGUUAGGAAUACGAUUGAUAUAAAAGGUUAUAUUAAACAUAAAUGUAACAUUUUUCUUAACUGUGCUUAUAAUAAAUUCAGUGCUAUAAUUCAAAUAAUCAUAUUUCAUAGAGAGUUAAGAUUUUCAUAUAACUCAAAUUUUUUAAGAAACCUAAUCAAAGUAAUCUGGGGUGUAAAAACCAUUGAAAGAUGAACAUUUUUUCGUUUUCAGAUGUGUGUGCAUCUUAUUAUGUGUGCUCAGUUUAUUAAUAGUGGGGGCCGUAAUCAAGCCUUAAAUAUUUCUAACACUAUUCUGUAUUUUAGCAUUCAAUUUUUAGGUAUAUAGAUCUGUCACUAGUUUUCUUACACAUGUAUAGAAACUAUUUCAUGUUUGCUUUGAUCUUUCCUUGUGCCCAACAUCAUAAAGGUGUGAAGUUUUUAUACUGAUGACUAGGUAUCUCCCUAUUACAUAAGUUAGUCAGUGGGAUUUUUUUUAUCUAUUAUUGUGAGGAAUGAGGUUCAGUAGUUCCUUUAGAGAAUGUUGCGUGCUGUCAUUUUAACAUUUUGUACUGCCUAGCAAUAAUCAAUAAAAAUAGAACAUUUUACAUUAUACUGUUAAAAUUUUAGAUAAGAAUAGAAUAAAAUAUUUGUUGCUACUGUUCAUAAUAUACUUAGAUAUCUUUGACAUGAUGAUGUGACUGUUACUUAUUGCCAAUAUUGUAUAGCCAUGUUUUUGGUAGUUUAGAAUCUAAUUUGUGUCUUGUAAGUGAAUACAUACUGAGUAGGCUUUACUUGUUCUGGUAGGAACUGAAGAAAUUUGUUGUUGCUCAAAUAUAACAGCUUGGUGAUGUCUUUAAAAGAUUCUGUAUAGGAAAAAACAACAAUUUUAGUACAAAGGUAAUCAUUGGCACAUUUUAAUUUUAUAUAACUAACAGUAAAAGAUAGAAAUUAUAGCACUGAUGAUUUGAUCUGUUUAAAUAUAAACAUGAGAUUUGAUAAUUGGAUAAAACAAGUUCAUAUGUUUUACACAUUUACUGUAUUUCUUGUUUGGUUUCCUUUUUUGUUGUUGUAAUUGUUAAGUGUGCAGUGUGGCAGUAUGAAAUAUAAAGGAAUUCAGUAUAAUUCGCAUUUCAUGUUUUAGCCAUGAAUGUAUGUAUGAAAAAAUUUAAGAUAUCUGACUUAUGUAUAUAUUGUAUCAAACUUACACAUUAUUGUUUAUAGUAGAAAUCACAUACUAAGAAGUAAAAGAUUCAAUGAUGUUUUAAGUUAACCAGUUUUAGGUAUAUUUUGUAAGUAUUUGAUGAUAGACAUGUACACAUGAAAGUUACCAGUUUUUAUUAACUUGUAAGAUUCUUAGCAUACAGUAUUUUUCUCCAGUGUUUGUGAACAAAUAAGACAGCUAGUGGUAAACAGCUUGAAAAUUGUAAUAAAAAACAUCAUUUACAUUGUUUUCUAUCUUUGUAAAUAUAAAAGAGCUAUAGAGUUGACUUAGCCAAUCUCUGUGUGAUGAUAUGGGUGUUUAUAUUCUUUAUGAUUAGCUUAGUGUUUCAAGCCACAACCAAUUUUUCACUAAUUUUGUUUUAUUGAAUGUUUGGUGUUAAGGAUGGUAGAAGAGUGGUUAAUUAGAAUUCUCUCCUUUUUGCUAUCAUAAGAAUAUUAAAGGAUCAGUAGAAUUUGUCAUCUUUCAUGUACUUAAGGAAAAUAAUUUUUAUACUUCAAAUGUGAGUGAAAUGUAUAUGUAGAGAAAAAUAUAAUUUUCAUCAUUUCAGAAUAGUCAUUCAUGUGGAAAUGAUUCACAUAAUUAGCAUUGUUAGUUCUUUUUCAAAUUUUUUUAUUAAAAUGAUUAAAAACUUAUUACGUUUUUCUUUUUAACUGCAUACCUUGACUGUUCAUAAUGAGCCUCUUUUAACAUUGAAAUUGAUACCGUCUGCUUUGAAAUAUUUUUAUUCAUUUCGUAUUGUAAAUUUGUAGAAAAUUAUAAAAAUCUUUGUGUAAAAUGUUUUUAUGUAUCAUCAUUAUUGUCAAAAAUGUGAUAAAACCUACAAAGAAAAAUACAAUAGCAUUAGCAGACCAGUUUAUCUUAAAAAAUAGUUGUGUUUAUCAAACAUAAAAAAAUUAUGUUUGUCUUAAUGUCGAUUGUAUAUCUCGAACAAAUGAACUGACUUGAUGUGAUUGUCAUACUCAACAUGUUUAAGAUUUUGUAGUUAUACAUAACAUAUAUGGCAGAAAUAAAAGAAUUAGCCACA